This is a messenger RNA of Dreissena polymorpha, 2390 nucleotides long. Its product is annotated as peripherin-2-like. NCBI's taxonomy places the organism in Eukaryota, Metazoa, Mollusca, Bivalvia, Myida, Dreissenidae. The coding region runs from base 113 to 1969 and encodes 618 amino acids. Gene Ontology annotation, biological process: visual perception. Gene Ontology annotation, cellular component: membrane. The transcript is spliced from 4 exons. The record is from RefSeq and is a predicted model, not a curated record.
CGUCAAAAUGACGUCACUAGAGAUAUGUUUGAAAAUGAAAUGGCCGCUUGAUAAAAUGAGCGCGUUGUGUUUAUCAGAAAUGUUUAAAACACGCGUCCAACUACAAUAAUCUAUGGCUGGACCUGUCGUAAACUUCACAGAAGUGGGUCGCGCAAGACUAGCGAAAUUUUUGGGAAUUGCACAUUGGAUUUGUAUUCUUCCAUCGCUGCUCUGUCUGCUGACGGCACUGUUCGUUCAAACGACUAUUGAAGAUAAAAUAUUUUUCCUUGAAAACUACAACGGGGCUGUACUGCCAGGGUUCCUAGUAUUUACAGGAUUUUAUGGAUUACUAGCCCAUAUUUUAUGCGGAAAGGCAAUCUUUUCGAACAGAAUCGUAACCAAACGAAAAAAAUGGAUGGCGUUUUUACUACCAGCUUUGAUCGCAACUUUUGUCAUUUUCCUGGCGGAAUUUAUCGGUGGAAUCAUGUGCGUCGUUCACAUGAAGGACAUGCGAAAAUCGUUUGACGCCGGCAUUUGGAAAUCUAUGAGAGCCUAUAAAAACGACGCCACAGCAAAAGAGAGCCUAGACGUGCUGCAAAUGUCUUACAAAUGUUGCGGAAGCAGGUCGUACAGUGACUAUUUCAGCGUCGAGUGGAUUCACCCGGACUUCAUAAGUACAAGCCAGGCAUUCGGGCAGAGGGCUGGAGAUUCGGGGAAAGACGUCCCGUUCAGCUGCUGCAACCCGCGCGUCCUCCGCCCGUGCAUCUAUCGCAACGUGCAUGACAAUGUGCAACACUUCAACUACGACUACCGCACGCAGACAACGCUGCACGUGGUCGGCUGCACAGACAGACUGGUGAAGUACUACGAGAAGUCGAUUCUGAAGAUAGGGGGCGCUGUCGUACUAAGCCUGUCUUUCGUUCAGUUUCUUCUUAUGAUUUUCGGGCGGCUUCUGCAGACGGCCAUUCAAAGCGUCGACUCCGAUGGCGACCCGACAUCGCCGUCUGUCGGCUACCUUUUAACUGCACCAGCUGAUGCGAGAAAACAAAAAGUUACAGAGCUUGACACGACGGCGACGACGUCAGAUGGCGGCACGCUUGAGGUAAGCGGUGAGACGACGUUGACGGAAGACGACGGGGCCGAACGUUACGUGUAUAUCGACGCUACGCCUGAAACGGAAGUGUCGUAUGAGAACGAACCGCCAUUCAAGAUCGCAAGUAAUUUAAUUAUGGCAGACGACGACGAACAUAUAUACAACGAGGGCGAGGUUGAAGAAUAUUUGGCGGCGAGGUACGCGCAAUCGCGCCAGCUGUUCGAUUCGUCACCAGAACUGCUCCCUGAGCCUCCGCCAGAAGAACCCAUUUAUGAGAACAUUGCUUCGGUUGGUAAAGAUGAUUCCGCUCAAGUGAAGUCUGGGACCUACAUGCCAAUGAACAUUUCAAAUUCGUCGAUGCAAGAGUUGCAAACUCAUCCUUCACAUUUGAAAUUCCGGCGACAGCCAAGUUCCGACAUCAGAAUGCAUUCCUACCCAAGCCCAGUUGGUGAGAGUGGACCUAUAGUAAUUGACCUUUCAACGGACUUUUCACCUAAUAUUUUUUCUCGACACUCUGGAAUGCAUCGCUCGUCUAACAAAAUGAGGCCGUUAGGCCACGGCCCAGUUGACCGCAGUCGCUCACUCGAAAAAUCCCGAUCGUCUCAGGUACUAAUACAUCAUUCGACUCCGAAAGGAACGCCGGUAUAUCAAGGGCCCGUUAAUCGCCAUAUUUCUUCCGAAAAGCAGCGCCUUCUUGGACCACCGUCAGCGUCGUCGUCGGUCUAUCGGGACGCUUCCGGAAGUCCCUCUAAGAAAAGGUCUUCAAGGAGGUCGCCGUCGAAAGAUCGUGGCGACGGCCUCUCCCCCCGGAAGAGACGCUCGCCUUUACGCUAUGUGUCUCCGGAGAAAACCACCUUCAGAUUCGGGACAUCCUACGACUGCAAUCAUGCGCUUUAGUAGAAAAAAAAAGCGUAUUUCUCUAUCAAAAAUGAAGUUUGAUAUGUGAUCUUGAGAUAUAUAGUAUAGAUUUGUCUUUGCCCAUCCAUCCUUUACCACAUUUUGUAAAGUUUUUAUUAUAGCGAACUCUGUGCUAAAACGGCAUAAAGAAUAGUGUUGGUCCUUUGGGUGCUUAUAUUGUAUUUGUAAUAUAGAUAUAUAAAAAGUUAUUUUAUUAUGAAGCACGAACGUGUUUUAGGUGAUUCAAUUUUUAUAUGAAUUUUGCUAUAGCAAAAAUGGUAUAUUACAGCACUGAGCUUGUUAUAAAGACAAGAUAUUCUUACAAACCUUUGGUACAGAAAUAGCAAAUCGUUCGGAAAGUUUUAAACGUAUACAUAGCAUAUUGAAUUAUGUUCAGUUUUCAUAAAAUGAGCAAAAUUUA